Aspergillus homomorphus CBS 101889 is the source of this 615-nucleotide messenger RNA. RefSeq names its product tyrosine phosphatase family protein (gene yphA). Gene Ontology annotation, molecular function: inositol diphosphate tetrakisphosphate diphosphatase activity; phosphatase activity. The transcript has 3 exons. The record is from RefSeq and is a predicted model, not a curated record. Lineage: Eukaryota; Fungi; Ascomycota; Eurotiomycetes; Eurotiales; Aspergillaceae. Gene Ontology annotation, biological process: protein dephosphorylation. Gene Ontology annotation, cellular component: cytoplasm. Bases 1 to 615 code for a protein of 204 amino acids.
AUGGGAAAUGAGCGUAUGCAGUCGGAGUUGCCUGAUAACUUUGGAGAGGUUGUUAAAGGUGUCUACCGUUCGGCUUUUCCGCAGUCACGGAGCUUUCCUGCGCUCAAAAAGCUCGGCCUUCGGACUAUAGUCACUUUGGUAGACGAGCCUUAUACUUCAGAGCACAUAGAUUUCUUGAAGGAGAAUGGGAUCAUGCAUCUCCGUAUCCUUGUCGAACCCAACAAGGACCCUGCAAUCAGGUCUCCGGACUACGUCAUUUGUCAGGUGCUGGAAGUAUUACUUAAUAAAGCUAAUCAUCCUGUCCUUAUCCACUGCAACAAAGGAAAGCAUCGUACCGGCUGUGUGAUUGCCUCCUUUCGCAAAAUCCAAGGCUGGCGCAUGGAAGAUGUCCUUGCGGAAUACCAGACAUAUUCAUUCCCUAAGUCAAGGCCGCUGGAUCAAAAGUUCAUCAUGGCAUUUGAUGCCUCCCAGCUCUCCAGCCUGGCACAAAUCUCUAAUGUGAAGAUGUGGCAGUCCGCCAGCCAGUCGAAGAGCUUGUGCGAGGAGAAUUCUAAGGAUCAGGUCACAUCUUCAAAUCGACAUCUACCUUCUCUGGGCAAGAUACGUGUGACUUGA